Messenger RNA from Notechis scutatus (mainland tiger snake), 466 nucleotides. The record is from RefSeq and is a predicted model, not a curated record. Lineage: Eukaryota; Metazoa; Chordata; Lepidosauria; Squamata; Elapidae.
AUGUUCCUCUCGCCUCCGAGCUUCGUCUGCCGGUUGCUGAACAUCCGGCCGGGUUCUGCCCUCCUCUUUUGGCUGCUGGGCCUGGCCUUGCGCCCGUUGCCCCUCUCGGGCCAGAAGCCUGAAGACAAGUACCCCGUGGUGCCCACCAAUUACGGCAAGGUGCGUGGCAUCAAGAAAGGCCUGAACAACGAGAUCCUCGGCCCCGUGGUGCAGUACCUGGGCAUCCCCUACGCCACGCCGCCUGUCGGCGAGCGCCGCUUCCAGCCGCCCGAGGCACCAGCUUCCUGGUCCGAGGUGCGCAAUGCCACGACGUUCGCCCCGGUGUGCCCGCAGAACAUCCACGGUAUGCUACCCGCCAUCAUGCUGCCGGUUUGGUUCACCGACAACCUGGAGAUUGUGGCCGGCUACGUCCAGAACCAGAGUGAAGACUGCCUGUACCUCAACGUCUACGUCCCCAUGGAGGAUG